This is a messenger RNA of Guyanagaster necrorhizus, 1540 nucleotides long. Its product is annotated as DAO-domain-containing protein. The transcript has 5 exons. Gene Ontology annotation, molecular function: D-amino-acid oxidase activity; FAD binding. Gene Ontology annotation, cellular component: cytoplasm. Gene Ontology annotation, biological process: D-amino acid catabolic process. The coding region runs from base 133 to 1236 and encodes 367 amino acids. The record is from RefSeq and is a predicted model, not a curated record. NCBI's taxonomy places the organism in Eukaryota, Fungi, Basidiomycota, Agaricomycetes, Agaricales, Physalacriaceae.
GUUUGGGUCGUUUGGGUGGAUCAUGGCGUCACAUCAAGCCCAGCGAGCAUUCGCCCCGGCCAAGGCGGCUAAAGGCGGCAGUUAACUCCCGGCAUGACGACGUGCCCGCGAAGAUCUUCUCCACAGUAAUCAAUGUCAUCUACAUCGAAACCGACUCGGCCUAUCCUUGUUCUAGGAUUCGGCGUCAUCGGCUUGACAUCUGCUAUACGGCUCUUACAGGCCGGAUAUAAUGUCGUUGCCGUUGGAGCUCAUCAGCCUGGAGACCCAUUGACCGCCAUCUAUGCAUCAACUGCGGCAGGAGCUCAUCAUCUCUCGUUCGCGGCAGAUGAAGAUCUUCGUCAACAAAGGCUGGAUAAGCGAACGUUUGAUGUUAUGUGGGAAGAAGAAGCCAGAGAGGGUGAUGCGAGCGCUUUGAUGAAGCUUCGGCAGGUUGAAUUCUAUGGGUCGGACGGCGUAAAGCAUAUCAAAUUUUACGAGUCUAUGCCGGAUUUUCGCGUCUAUUCUCAAGAUGAACUGAAGCCGUUUGCUAAACAUAGUGUUUCCUUCACUUCCCUCACGAUGGAUACCUCUCCCUACCUGGCUAAACUCGUCAAGAUUUUUGACGAUCUUGGAGGCACCGUGCACCGUGCUAUCCUUGCUUCUCUUCGUGACGCGUUGGAAUUUACAAAGCCACAGACGCCUCUCGCUAUUAUCAAUUGCACGGGCCUAGGAUCGCUUAAGCUGGGUGACGUUUUGGAUGAUGAGAUGUACCCCGUCCGCGGACAAGUCAUUGUUCUCGACGCUCCCUGGAUCAAAGAGGGUCGUACAAAGCAGAUGGGUGAUCUUGCGGGCGGAGAGGGCGGUGACAGAACAUAUAUCAUCCCUCGACGCAGCGGGCAGGUCAUCAUUGGUGGGACGAGAGAGGCCGAUGACUGGAAUUACGAUCCGGUGCCAGAAACCUCAGUGGAUAUCAAAAAACGCGCUCUGGAGAUAUAUCCUGAGCUUGUCCCGUCUCAUCUGCGCGUGGAGGGCCGCACUCCUGUACCGGAGGACCUUGACUCUAUUCUCAUCAGGGAAGUCGUUGGCUUCCGGCCAGCGCGGAAAAGUGGUCUUCGAUUAGAGAGGGGGAAGGAUUUGGAAGUCAAUGGUUCGUCUGUCCUCGUGUUUCAUAACAUCGGGCACUCGGGAGCGGGAUGGCAGUCAAGCUGGGGAUGUGCAGAAGAGAUAGUCAAAUUGGUGGAUCAAGCAAUGACAUAAAUGUACAAGUUCAAAAUUGGGAUCGAAUAUUACGCAGGGGAAUCAUGAAGUGUUUUGAAACAUCCCCAUGUUAUUCGUGCUACGAAGGUGUUUCUUUGUUGCUCCAGCUCGUCUGUGCAUACGUGAAUCCAAGGCUUAAUCUCUGAUUUCGUGCUCUAGUGUGCCGCAGUUCAUAUCCAGAUAGCCUGGGAUAAACAUAAUGUCUUUCAUUCAUCAAAAGUGGUGAAGGAGGUUGGCCAAUAAUUGACACGAACUCCUACAUCAUCUUCGUGAGUAAAUGGCUUGUAACUGAGGGAAUAUUAUU